GCGAUUCUUGGAGGUGUCGCGUGGUCGUUUUCUUUCUUUUUUUUUUCCUACUGUUUUUUUUUUUUCUUUCAGGCUGUCACCUAAAGAAAAAUUAUUAAUUUUUUUUUUUUCUUGAAGAGGAGAUUUACGGCCCCUUCUGUGCUCCACGCUGUGGACCGGGCUGGGGAGGGAGGCAGUGGUGACGACUGGCAGUGCGCACAGCAGAGCGAGAGACUUUCAAAGGGGGCAGGCAGAGUCUGCAGGCAGGAAACAGAGCAGAAAUCCAAAGACGGCGAAUUAUAAAGUUGCAGUUAUCACAAAGCAAAAGGGGGAGUGUCGCUGGAGGAGCACAGCACGCCUGAAUUUCUAUUCCAGGGGCCGCUGGACCAGGCUUUAGCGCAUGUAGAGAGGAGGAGGAGGAGGAGGAGGAGGGAGGAGGGGGGGGAGUGAGUGAGUACGUUUCACAGGAUCCAGGCCUAGUAGUAUUGCCGCUGGGACUCUCCCCAUCCGCUUUCAAAAAAUUGGAAAUUGGCACAUUUAAACGCCAAAAUGAGCGGGUUGAGGGUCACGUUCGCAGUGGCCGACACCGGAAUGGGAGGGAUCAUGCCAGCAUGAGUGGGCCUUACGCAGGCCCUGGCAGGGACACUCAUCAGUCCAGCUGCCCUUUGACCCCCGGCCGUGACCUCUCCACCCACUCCUGCUCCUCCAGACACAAUGACCACAGGAUCGGCCUAACCAUGUCUGCCGCCGCCUCCUCCUACAAGCAUGCAUCAGUCUACGGAUUUGCACAGACGGACCACUCCUCUUCCUCCUCCUCGUCCUCCUACAGUCCUCUCAGGAGGCUGCAACAUCUCACCACCAUGGUGAGCCAGCCCGACCUGGUGCUGCCACUGAGGGAGCCGGAGAGGAGCUGGGAGUGGGGGGUGAAUAAGAAGGAGAGGGGGAAGGCGUCCGAAAGGGACUCCUGGGCUGAUUGCACUAGCAGUGAUUACUCUAGCACCAAGAACACAAGCAGGGAGGAGAGCUUUGGUAAACCCCCCGCUGGACAAAAGCUACCUAGAAGUCGAGAUGCACCGACGACCAAUCGGAGCGAUCCUGUCGUCUCAGAGAAAAAGAUGGAAAGUUGUUUCUCAGGCCCGCCUAGCCCGGCCUUCUCUCUCGACAGCAACAGCCCCUUCGCUAACGGCUUCCUCCACUUCGAAUCCUCUUUGUUUGAGGACGAUGAUGAAGACCGGGAGACUGUGUCACCUGCCGGAAACUUGCAGGACAAAGACGAGACGCCGAGGAAUAUUCUCCAGUCCACUCCUGGAAACUUAAACACAGAAUCGAAGGCCACUCUGUCUUCAGCGAAGGUCGUCACCCGGUCCCAGUCCUCGGGUCAGCGCAGGAGAUACUGGGACGGCUCAGAUGACGAGUGGGACAGCGACACCGAGCUGUUCCUGCUCGGGGAUAGUUCCUUAAGGAAUUCAAUGCAGAGCAGCCUCAAGAAAAAGUCUUUGCCGCCUGUGAAGUUUUUAGAGGGGGAAGUUAUUUGGGCGAAGUUCAACCGAAGACCAUGGUGGCCCUGUGAGGUGAUCGUUGACCCUGCAGAGGGAUUCUAUCACAGAGUGAAAGAGCCCAGCGAGCGGCCCGGUCGGCUCUACCAUGUCAGGACGUUUGGGGAACCUACGGAGCAAACCUGGGUGGAAGAAAAAUCAACUCAUGUUUUUCAUGGAGGGUUUGAAUUCGAACAACUCUCCCUACUGCGUCGGCGGGGGAAGCAAAAGGAGCAGAACCACAAAUACACUAUUCCAAAGCGUUUUCAGAAUUCUUGGAAAUCCAGCGUGGCAGAAGCUGAAUCUGUUCUCCAAGAGAGACCCAAAAUGGCUCCCUUCAUUCCAUCAUCCAUAGAUGAUGCCUUCCAUAGCAAUUCCACACCGGAGAGAGUAAACAAGGCUGAUACAAUCUUGCCUCCCCCUCCUUCACCAACCUGUCCUGAGACAUCACACUUGACAAAUGGAUCCAUUUCAUCCCAUGAAGUGUCAUCACAAAUAACAACUCCAGCAAAGCCAAGCACUUUAAAGAAAUCAUCUGGCAAGAAGAAACCAAGUAAAUCGUCAAAGGAAAUUAAUAGUAAACAUUCUAAAAAGACGUUGCAAAGUAGGUCUGACCACUCUGAGAGAGACAAUGGAGAGUGCCCAUAUUCUGACCUCGACUCAGUCCCGAAGAUUUUGUGUCCUAAAGCGCUGGAGCGUCAGUCCAAGGUAUUAACAACUCAGCCAUCUGUCACAGUUGUCAGAGAGGUGAAGAAGCAGCCAGAGAUUCAGACUGGUCUUUGGUUCAGCAAAUCAGGCAAAGACAGACGACCUAAAACAACCAGUCCAAUGCCAGACCGCACUCUCUUUAGUAAGGUGCCCUGUAAGAAGAAGAACUCAUCUGUAGUAAGUAAGAAGACACUGCUACCUGGUGGCUCCUCCUCUUGUGGUGGGCCCACUGACCAGUCAGGGUUGUCAGACAAGCAUAAGACUCUGGUACCUGCUGAAACUGUUCUGCCAUCUGAAGAGUCAGGAUAUUUGAAGUGUACAAACAGCUCAGUUGCUAAUAGGCCUUUUGGUACAACUGGCUGUCCCAAUUACCAGUCAGGAUCGUCCCUGGUCUCUGUUGAGGCUGCUGUGCCCUCUGACAGGUGUGGGUAUUCAAAGGGCAGACAUACAAUCAGCAACACAACUGACACUGUGACGGGCACAGCGUCUGACCAGUUAGGUAGCUCAGAUGUUAAAAAGGCUUUAGAGCCCAGCAUGACUGUCAACUGCAAUGACCAGUCAAGGUUUUCAGAGAGUGUCAGUCAAAAAGAAAAUUCUGACUUGAGAGUUAAUACAGAGGUUGAUGUAAUUGACAGGAUUUCAGGCAAAGCAGAAGAAAAAGAAAGUAAGUAUCUAGCAUCCACUACUAACCAAUUAGCAAGGCCAGAAAAGCAAACCAAUCUUGCCUCCAAGUGUAGGCUGCCCUUUGUCAAAUUAAUACGCAAGGACAUAAAGGGAAAGAAGUUCCUAAACUCCAGUACCACUGACCAUCCUGGAUCUACAAAGAAUGAUAAAAAACAAGAUAUUAAUGCUUCUAAAAAGUCCUCUAAACAGUCAAAUUGCAUGGACAGCAAGGCAAGUGUCUCAGUCGAUAAAGAAUCCAGUUCAGAACCCAUAAAGCUAUCAGUUAAGAAGUUAAAAGCAAGUGGUGGGACUGGUAUUCUUCGUCUGUCGUCGGAAUCAUCACAAGAGAAAACCACCGUUGCCUCCAGUGAGUUGGGUAACCUGGAAUCAGAAAGGAUACCUGUUUUAAAUGUGAACCCAAGCAAGGAGACUAACCCAUCCUCUAACCAAUCAGACAGGCCAGAAGGUAAAACGACUUCUGACUCCAAAGUAACAUGCCUUUCUUCUGAUCAGCUUGGUAGCUCACAGCAAAAAAUUACAUCUAGUACAGUUUUUAAUAGAACUCCUUCACCUUCUCAUCGGCAUGGGAAUUCAGAAUGUAGGAAGGCAAAUGUACCCGAAGGCCUGUCUUCUGAGAAAUCCAAGAAAGUAAUCCACAAAUCAAAGCAAGUUCCAGAUAAAGUGAAUAAAAUCCGACUACCUGAGCAGCCUGCCCACCUCCCAGCCAGCAAUCGGCUGAUGACCAGAGCCUUAAAGGCCAUGCGGGAGGCAGAACAAAAGAAGCGUGAAAGAGCACGAAAGGAUGUUGAAAAGAAAGAACUCUUGAAUCCCCCCAGAAAAGCUGAGAAACUUGUGGGCCACAAUGCGCGUAACUCCACUUGGAAUCAUGAGACCAAACAGGAAAGUUGCACUAAAACAAAAGCUCUUAAAUCUCCCUGUAAAGACAAUGGCAAGCAUGAUCAGGACACCUCCUCUAGCUGUAGCACCCCUUCCGUGGUGUUUUCAAAUUCCGCUGACUUUGAAACUGAAGUCAAGAGCGAGGAUGAAGACCUCUCAAUAUCCUCAACCCCACCAAUGGACUUUAUACCCCUCACUUCCCGGGUAAAAGCAAAGAAUGAAGAUCACUCCUCUGACAUAGGCCCCUCAUCAUUACCUUCCUCGCCAUUUUCUUUUAUGAAUGCCUUUAAAAAUGUGGAGGAGGUAUCCUUCCAGUCCUUGACAAAUGAGGGCGAUGGUAAGCCCAUCUCUUUCAAAGCAGACACCAACUACAAGUUCAGCACUUUUCUCAUGAUGCUAAAGGACUUGCAUGACACUAGAGAGCGGGAGGGGACUCCCUUAGAACUGGAAAUUGGGCCACCAAGUGCACAUGUGAAGGAGGAACCCUUAGUGAUGCCUGGGGAGGCUACAACUGCUGGUCAAGAUAAACAAAUUGAACAUAUUAAAGACAAUUCAAGUCCAGACAAAAUCAAACACAGUGGAGUCAGCACAUGUCGGAUAUCCAAGAGGCCCUACCACAGAAGGGGCAGCACCACUGGGUUUAAAAAGAAAGCCAACCGCAAAGUGCCUUGUCGUCCUGCCAGGUCUGGACCUGGUUUUCCAGGACUGGAAUCCUUGCCAGCAACGGACUCUUCAUCAGGAUUGGAUUCUAGUGUCCAGUCCCUGUUGGAAAUCCAGCCCAGCGGCUGGGAGAAGCAGACAGGAGGAGGUGGUGAACGAGUGGUUGGAGAGGGGAAGAAGAAUAGGUGGAGCAGAGUAAAUGAGAACCUACAGAACAUGGUGCCUUUGGAGCAGAGAGGAUUCAACACUACGCUGCGCCAGGAACAGCUGAAUGGUCUUGUUACAGACCGCACUGAGGUUAACACAAGCUUGAUGCGAAGUGCUGGAGAAGGUGACAAGGCUGCAACAGUGCAUAAGCGAAUAAGAAAACCAAGCAAGAGGCUGAUUGAAUGGACUGAAGAGUACGAUCAGAUUUUCUCCACAAGGAAGAAAAACAAAAAGCCUCUCCAGUUGAUUGGAAAGGUCACUCAGCCCAUUAUUACCCCCGUGUCGGAACCCCCGGGAUCAGUCAAGGACACGCAUGACCACCCAUCCUUGAACUUGCUUCCUGAAAUACAGACACCGCCUCCCGAGGAAAUUGCUGCAACGACGCCCUCUGAACUACAAAUUCCCAGCACUGAAAACACGUCCCCUCAAGAUGCACCUGUGCUUUCCAUAGAUACGCUUACACCUCCCCCUGAAGCUGAUCCUUCGCUGUCAGAAGCCCUCGUCAAAGACACCGGAAACGCUCCUGUGCUGGGAAGGAAGAGGAAGCGGAAACCCACUCAGAAGAUCUUGGAGUACUGUCUGGAGGCAGAAGCUUCAAUUGGCCCCAAGAAGAAGGUCAAAACACUGAAGAACAAUUCAAAUCCUGCCCCUCAAUCAGAUUCUGCAGCGCCGCCUUUAAAAUCAAAGAGUAAGCAGCCCACAGCGUCCAGCGCCACACCGACAACAACAGAGAUUUCCACCUCUGCCCCAGCGCCCCCCGUCCAGACGGAUCCUCCUCCCAGCUCUCCCGCAGUCUCCACUGUCUCGCCGGCUCCCCCCGAACCCGGCCAGGUGGAGAAAGCUUCAGCAGACAAAGAUGCUCCUGAAGCAGAGAACGAUAAAUCUGAAGAGGUCAAAAAGGACACAGCAGACUCAGAGGGUGACCAGUCCAGCCUGGAUCAGAGCUUCUCCUCUAUGAAGGACGACUUGUCGCUGUGUGAUGACCUACUUUUACCUUCGAGAAAGAUCAUCGGGGACCGAGGAGGCCCUGCCUCCAUGAAGGAGAACAUAUGUCAGGUGUGUGAGAAGACAGGGGAGCUGCUGCUCUGUGAGGGUCAGUGCUGUGGAGCUUUUCACCUGCCCUGCAUCUCUCUGGCCGAGGCCCCUAAAGGGAAGUUUGUCUGUCCUGAGUGCAAAUCAGGCAUCCACACCUGCUUCGUAUGUAAAAAGCGCAGUGAGGAUGUGCGGCGCUGUAUGAUUCCUGUAUGCGGGAAGUUUUACCACGGGGAGUGUAUCGCCAACUUCGCCCCGACGGCACCUGUGAACCGAGGAUUCCGCUGCUCCAUCCACGUCUGUCUCACCUGCUUCAUCGCCAACCCCAACAGCUCCAACAUCGCUAAAGGUCGUCUGGUACGAUGUGUGCGCUGCCCGGUUGCCUAUCACGCCACGGACCUGUGCAUGGCGGCGGGAUGUGUUGUUCUGUCCAACAACAGCAUCAUCUGUCCCAACCACUUCGCCCCACGCCGCGGUGUCAAGAACCACGAACACGUCAACGUCAGCUGGUGCUUCGUCUGCACUGAAGGGGGCAGCCUGCUUUGCUGCGAGUCAUGUCCCGCUGCGUUCCACCGCGAGUGUCUUAACAUCGAAAUGCCAAAAGGCAGCUGGUACUGCAACGACUGCAAGGCUGGGAAGAAACCUCGCUUCAAGGACAUCCUGUGGGUGAAGGUUGGGCGGUACAGGUGGUGGCCCGCAGAGGUCAGCCAUCCCAAGACGAUCCCAGAGAACAUCCAGCGGAUGAGGCACGAUGUCGGGGAGUUCCCCGUUCACUUCUUUGGCUCCAACGACUACCUGUGGACCUACCAGGCUAGAGUCUUCCCUUAUAUGGACGUGGAUGCCAACAGCAAGGAAAAGAUGGGGAAAGGUGUUGAUGCCACCUACAAGAAAGCCUUGGAGGAGGCGGCUGUUCGAUUUCGUGAACUGCAGGCAGAGAAGGAGCUUCGGCAGCUUCAAGAGGACAGGAAGAACGACAGGAAGCCUCCUCCAUACAAACAUAUAAAGGUGAAUCGGCCAAUAGGAAAGGUUCAGAUCUUCACAGCCGACCUAUCAGAGAUCCCACGCUGUAACUGUAAGGCGACAGACGAGAGCCCGUGUGGGAUGGACUCCGAGUGCAUCAACCGCAUGCUGCUGUACGAAUGUCACCCACAGGUUUGCCCGGCGGGUGAGCGGUGCCUCAACCAGGCGUUCACCAAGCGUCAGUACAGCCAGGUGGAGAUCUUCAGGACGCUGUCUCGAGGCUGGGGGCUCCGCUGUGUCCACGACAUCAAGAAGGGUCAGUUUGUGAGUGAGUACGUCGGGGAGGUGAUCGAUGAAGAGGAGUGCAGGUCGAGGAUCAGACACGCCCAGGAGAAUGACAUCUGUAACUUCUACAUGCUGACUCUGGACAAGGAUCGAAUCAUCGAUGCCGGGCCGAAGGGGAACGAGGCUCGCUUCAUGAACCACUGCUGUCAGCCGAACUGUGAGACGCAGAAGUGGACGGUGAGCGGAGACACCCGGGUGGGACUGUUCGCUCUCGUUGACGUCGCUGCAGGAACAGAGCUCACUUUCAACUACAACCUGGAGUGUUUGGGGAACGGGAAAACGGUCUGUAAAUGUGGCGCACCAAACUGCAGCGGCUUCCUCGGCGUCAGGCCAAAGAACAACCCUCCUCCAUCCGACGACAAAGGUCGUAAACUGAAGAGGAGGGGCCACGGCAGGAGGAGGAAGAAGGUCGUGGUGACCAAAGAAAGAGAGGACGAGUGUUUCAGCUGCGGAGACGGAGGACAGAUGGUUUCCUGCAAGAAACCUGGCUGUCCCAAAGUUUACCACGCCGACUGUCUCAACCUCACCAAGAGGCCAGCAGGUCGCUGGGAAUGUCCUUGGCACCAGUGUGAUAUAUGUGGCAAGGAUGCAGCGUCCUUCUGUGAGAUGUGCCCCAGCUCCUACUGCAGCCAGCACCGCGAAGGCCUGCUCUUCAUCUCCAAGCUGGACGGCAAGCUGUGCUGCAGUGAACAUGACCCUUGUGGGCCCGACCCGCUGGAACCCGGGGAGAUCCGGGAGUACACACCCCAGUCCAGAUCACUGACCUCAGGUUUGGGGAUGGCCAUCAUCCCCUCUGUUGCUUCUAACACUACCACCAGUGUGAACAAGACCACGAAGAGGGUCCAGGACAUCAGCGCCGGCGCUGGCAUGUGUGCUUCCGAGUCACUUCCUGCUUUUUCCAUCCCGGUACCCAUAACUAUUCCUGUCUCCGCGCCUGCCGCCUCGCCUCCGCCCAGCAGCUCCAAUGCUCCCAGCAGCCCACACGUGUUUGACCUCCCGCACUACUCGCCGAUCUCCUCUUACGAGGAGGAGAGGGAUGAAGACGAGGAGGACCUGCUGGCGGAAGUUGACGAGGAGUCAGUAGAAGAGGAUCAGAAAUCAGAUAGUCAUGAAGAGGACGGAGAGGCGGUGAUGGAGGAGGGGGGCGUGGAAUAUCUUGAAGAGGAGGAGGAGGAGGAAGAGGAGGAAGAAGAAGAGGAGGAGGAAGAGGAAGAAGAGGAGGAAGAGGAAGAAGAGGAGUGACACACAGUCGAUUAUAAUUUACUACAGAGAGGAGGCAGGUGAAAAUGAACUGAUCACAUUACACAAGUAGCCCAGUCUGUCACUGUUUGAAUCCAACGGGCAGCUGGAUUCACGGAGGAACAUUUAGGACAAAACUAAAUCAACACAUAAAUAAAUGAACUUCAUAAGUUAAUGAAUAAAUAUUACUACUGUAUAGAGUCAUAUAUACAUAGAUAUUAUUUAUUUAGUAUUUAUUUAGUUUUGUCCCAGCCAUCGCUCCGUUUUCCUGGACUUUGGUACAUACUUGCUGGAGAAAACAGUGACUUUGCACAUGCUGGUGCUGACUGCACCUUGAUAUGAGAGAUCAAGAUACAUAAAAUCAAAAGCAAAGAACUGCUACGUAGAACUUGGUUUUUGUAUUAAACAUAUUUCACUCCGAUAUACUUGUUUUCGCGCAUUUUGACCGAUUUCACAUUCUGGUUCGUUUCCAGUCGUAUUUAAGGUGUUGUGUAUGUCAGUAGUUGGAGAUGGUUGUUGUAUGUUCCCGUCAAGCUUCCUGUCAGGGGCGGAUGAAAAAUGGGCUCCAUUUGGUCACAUUUCAAUCAAAUGGUGGCCAUGCUUGCAUCAAUGAAGUUCAUGAUGGCUCUUGUACACAAGCACCACAAAGACAUUAAUUUAUCCGUGGAUAUACCAGUUUUAGUUGGUUACAUUUUUGGAUUUAAUCAGUUCUAUAAAUUGUGAUUUUACUGGACACAAAGGUCCUUGCUUCCAUGUACUCUCCGGUUCCCCUCGACUCCUAGAUGGUGCUUCAACAGUCGAGUGCUUCAUGAUCAGAUCAUCUAUGAAAAUGUCAACGUGCCCGAUGAUUGGCUGCCUGGUGUAGCCUUGCGAUGAGUUCACACAACAUGGGAGAAAACUGUCACUGCAACUGGUCAAGACUGUUGAGGUAUGAAGUUUUGUUUAUAAGAAGAGUCAGAUAGUUUGGGAUUUAAGAUGCCAGUAUCAAGAAAAAAAAACUUGCUCUAGAUUCUACCAUUUCAUGCCAAAAAGAGAGGGAAUCAGACCAACCAGGAUUCACUAAAGCUGACACUAAAGCUGUCUCAUGAAAAGGAGACGGGCUGGACUGCAGGUUUGACACUCCGGAAGCUAUUUCCUCCAUCCAACACUGGGCAAAACAGAAAGUCAGACUUGCCCUUGUGAUCGAUGGAGGUCUGAAUGCAGAGAUAGCACUAAGUUUGUUCCAGUGUGUAUUCUGUGCUCUGUACUUAUUAUUUAUAUACAGUUCUGUGACGCACAAAUGAUGACGAGGGAGGCUCCCUCUUCAUCUGGACUCAAACACAAGACUUCGAUGCGAGACUAUUGAAACGACGGACUCCUGUCAUGAUGCUUGCACUUGCAGUAUGUGUUCUUCUUGUUUCGCUUUGUCUUCAAGCUUUAUAUUGUCCGUGUGUUAUCUGCCAAUGCCUUAGAGUGUAUUCCUUUGGAGAUAUUUUUAAGGAGUGGUUUGGCACCUGUGAGAGCCAAGUGUCCCUACUAAUGCCUUUUUACAGUCGCCCAACAAGCAAUGUUUCAUUCCAGUGUAAUUAUGACCUGUUAGAUCUCAACCACUGACCAUAAAACAACUGCUAUAUAAAUAUAUAAGAAAAAGAAGUUAUGAAAUAA
Molecule: messenger RNA, 9869 nt
Organism: Acanthopagrus latus (yellowfin seabream)
Lineage: Eukaryota; Metazoa; Chordata; Actinopteri; Spariformes; Sparidae
Gene: nsd1b
Product: nuclear receptor binding SET domain protein 1b
Exons: 24
Coding region: 591-8228 (2545 amino acids)
Biological process (GO): regulation of DNA-templated transcription
Cellular component (GO): nucleus; chromatin
Molecular function (GO): protein binding; histone H3K36 methyltransferase activity
Source: RefSeq, a predicted model, not a curated record